Molecule: messenger RNA, 993 nt
Organism: Fusarium musae
Lineage: Eukaryota; Fungi; Ascomycota; Sordariomycetes; Hypocreales; Nectriaceae
Exons: 2
Coding region: 1-993 (330 amino acids)
Cellular component (GO): intracellular anatomical structure
Molecular function (GO): oxidoreductase activity, acting on NAD(P)H, oxygen as acceptor
Source: RefSeq, a predicted model, not a curated record
AUGUCUGCUUCAAUACUCAAGCGAGCGACUUGCUCAAUCGCUAGCAAGACAUACUCUCAUGGACGGAUAGCUGCUCUUCGGAAAACACCUUUCGCCUCUAAGCCAAUUUGUCAACGAUCAAUGCACACCACAGAAAAUGACAGUGCAAAACCAAUGAAUCCAGACCCCAGAGAGAAUCCUGCUCAUGAACUCACUUUAGCACGAGGGACAAAUGUCGGUCGCAAGCGUUUCUCAGAUUUUGAGCUCGCUGGAAAGGUCUUUAUCGUCACAGGCGGUGCUCAAGGUCUUGGAUUGACCUUAGCUGAGAGUCUUGUCGAAGCUGGCGGAAAAGGAUGGCAUGAAGCUCAAGCACGCGUCGUCCCAGAAUGGGGCGGAUCUCUACACUACUGCAAACAAGACGUAUCAGACGCCGAAGGUCUCGAUAGACUCAUCACCGCCAUCGCAGAUGAGAAUCAAGGUCUCGACGGCGCGAUAGCCGCUGCAGGCGUCCAGCAUAUUUCACCCACCGUGGAAUAUAAUGCAGAUGAAGUAGAACAAAUGCUCUCCAUCAACUACACGGGCGUUUUCAUGACGGCCAAAUCAGCCGCCAAGCAAAUGAUGAAGUACAAGAAACGCGGAAGCAUCUGUCUCAUCGCCAGUAUUUCCGGCCUCAAAGCGAACCGCGGUCUUGUUUCGCCCGUUUAUAACUCCAGCAAAGCAGCUGUUAUCCAACUUGCGCGCAAUCUUGCUAUGGAAUGGAGUCCUAUUCAGAAAGACGGCACUGGAGGGAUUCGCGUCAAUUGUAUUAGCCCUGGACAUAUCAUGACGCCCAUGGUGCAGAGCAACUUUGAGGAGGUGCCUGGCAUGCGGGAGGAGUGGGAGAGGGAGAUCAUCAUGGGGAGAUUGGCGGAGACGCAGGAGUUUAAGGGUGCGGCGUUGUUCUUGUUGAGCAAUGCUAGUAGUUACAUGACGGGGAAUAACCUUGUGAUUGAUGGAGGACAUACGUCGUGGUAA